Messenger RNA from Fusarium odoratissimum NRRL 54006, 784 nucleotides. RefSeq lists its product as uncharacterized. Bases 331 to 546 code for a protein of 71 amino acids. The record is from RefSeq and is a predicted model, not a curated record. Lineage: Eukaryota; Fungi; Ascomycota; Sordariomycetes; Hypocreales; Nectriaceae. The transcript has a single exon.
CGACGCCGACGCCCUUUGGGCCCACUACAAGGUCCGUCUUGCGGGUGUAACGGACAUACAGCUCCUUGAGAAUGCCUCCCGCGUUGGCGAUAAGACGUACGUCCGUGGGCUUGACAGCUGUGUUGAGAAGGAUCUAAGGCUGGGAUUCAUGGAACUCCACAGAUGGAUCUGAACCAAGCAGGCGGUUAAAAUUCGCAUGGCUGACAACAUUUUCUCCCGCGCCCCUUAAACGCUGAGGCAGAAAAAUACUGCAUCAAUGGCUUUGUACACCUGCCUGCGCUACAAGAUACUUACACAAAGCGGAUUAACAGACAAUGGAGGAAAAAGGCUAUGCACGAGAGUGCGCGUCGUGUGGUCGAAGCCUGCUCACCAGAGUACAAGCCCCAAUCUCAGAACAAGAGGCUAGGGCCGUGGGGAUCAGGAUCGGGGAUCAAGACAUUGACCAUGGAUAAAUGGCUCGAAAAGUAUGACGAAGACAGGAUGGAUAGACUGGAUAAGGAAAUUUUCGAUAAUGAUGACGACUCCAGACGGGUCUGGGAAAAUUAAUUCGAAAGACGUCGCAUGGGACGAUACUUUCGAUAGUCAUUGGGAACAUGAAAACAUACCAGUGUGGAAGCUAUCUGCUGGAAGCCCUUAUACACACUUUAAGCACGUGCCUCCAAGGUAAGCUGACAUUAUGGGAGAACGGUGCUCAGUUUGCAACCAGAUGCCGUUUAUUUGUACUCUGCAUGUUUUCAUAAGAGACGCAGCUUUAGUGCUCUGUUCAUGGCAAUGUCUGUCUUUA